Molecule: messenger RNA, 969 nt
Organism: Talaromyces amestolkiae
Lineage: Eukaryota; Fungi; Ascomycota; Eurotiomycetes; Eurotiales; Trichocomaceae
Exons: 4
Coding region: 1-969 (322 amino acids)
Molecular function (GO): RNA binding
Source: RefSeq, a predicted model, not a curated record
AUGGCCGACACGGAACAGACCAACGAACAACAACCGUGGACUCCCACCAAGGCAAACGGCGUCCGCACUAAUGGUCGAGCAUUCAACUCGUCAAAUUGGCGCGUAAAAAGCGACGACAGCCCCAGCACCAACAGCCCCCGAUUCAACAACCAGUCCGGCAACAACUCCCCCCGUUCCCCCUUCAACAAGUCAUGGCAACCGGUGCCCCAAUCGAUCACCGAAGGUCGACGGCUCUAUGUUGGCAACAUGCCUUACACGGCCAAGCGGGAGGACGUGGAGACCAUCUUCGAGGGAGGAGAAUACUCAAUCGAACGCAUUGAUAUCUCGAUCGAUCCUUUCACAGGCCGCAACCCGUCCUACUGUUUCGUCGAACUAGCCUCAAAGGAGCAAGCCGAACGCGCAAUGGUGGAGUUGGAUGGCAAAGACCUCCAGGGACGACCCAUCAGAAUCAAGCCUGGUGUCGCAAAGUCGGCUCAGGACCGCUCUACCACCGCGCGCUCUCCUCAGAGUUCUCCUUCUCGUCUCAACGACAACGCCGGUUCCCCUUCCACCCUCGUUGACCGCUGGCAGCGCAAAGAUACCGCCUUCUCGAACAACAAGCCGAAUGACAUUGAAAACAGCCGUCGCUUAUAUGUCGGAGGUCUCCCAAAGAUAAUGGAUAAACAGGCUCUUGAUGCCGAUGUCCAAUCCUUCUUCAAGGGAUACAACCUCGAGGCAAUCUCCAAGCUCAUCACUCCUCAUCCCUCCAAACGCUUCGAGCCUGGCGACCACUACUACCUCUUUGUCGACUUUGCAACCAUCGAAGAAGCCGCUGCAGCACAAACAGCCCUCGACGGACAGGACGGACCUUGGGGAGGAAAGUUACGGCUCSGAAGAGCUCGCGGCGAGUCUACAAAAAUGAUUUCCGACAGGCAGAAGCUGGCUUCCCAGACCGACGACCUUGAAGAUGCCGCUAUCUCUGCGGCGUAA